CGAGGAUUUGAUUGAAUCGAAAUGGAAACCUCGUCGCCGCCGCUGUCCGAGUCGAUGCUGGAAGUCGCGACCAACCGACUCCGUGAGCUUGUGGAUCAGCUUGCAGGCAUUCGCGCUGUCAUCAUCAAGAGCGCGCCACUGUCCCAGGAGCGAGCCCAGGCCGAGAGCAAUGCACGCCCAGUGGCGACGCGGCUCUCGCUGGCUGUGCUCGAAGUCAAGCGGCUCAACCGACUUGCUGUCAACCACACUCGCGGAAUCAAGGAGGCCACCGAGAAGCGAAAACACGCUGUGGAUCGCGAGCACCUACGCCUGCAGAAUCUGCUGUAUGAAAAGGCCCAUUUGCUGCAAGAGAUCGAGCAAUGUCGGGAGUACGCAUCCAUCCACGACACCAUGGAGCUUGUCUCGGUGGAGGAGCUCUUGGCACACCAGGCCAACAACCCUGCCUCGGGAAGCAACGCGUCGGCCAUGGACACCUCAACUGACAAACCUGUCGACCGGCAGGCUGCAGAUCAUCAGACCACCAUCGCGCGCCUGGGCCUCGAACUUCAGCUCCGAAAAGAACUGCAUGACAGUGUUCAAACUCUGAACAAGCGACGCUUGUUGAUGGAUGACCGGUUGAAUUCGCGCAACGCCGUGCACAACAAGCUACCAGCGCAAAUUGAGGCCUUCCUCAAAGGUGCCGAGCCGCUGCGAACCGAGCUGGCGGGCUCGGCCAUGGAUUCGCUUUUGCCUGCCAUUCUGUCAGGAACUCCGAUGCCAGCAGCGACGUUCGGCAACGCCGAAUCGUUGAAGAAGCAACUCGCGUCGCCUCAAGUGCUGUACUACCAUCAGCAUUUGCUGCUUCCGCGCCCUCUCUUGAUUUUGUUUGUUCAGCUGUGCGGCUACCGCGAAGCUUUCAAAGACCACAAUGUGUCUGUGUCUAUCGAGGGCAACCUGCUUGAUGCUCGUGCCAUGCCUCGCGGACCUACAGCAAAUCUGGAUCUGCUAGAGUCUCUCAAAAAGAGCGCUGCGGAGCACGAGGCGAAAUUGGCCGCUGCCGCGAGUACAGCCGAGUCGGGAAACGCUGCAUCAGCAUCGACAUCGGCCAGCAGCGGCACAUUCGCCAAGCCCCUCGCCGUCCCCGCUGGCACUGCUGCUAGCGGCACCGGCGCCCUUGGAAGUCAUGUGGCGUCUUCGGUUUCGACUGCUUUUGCGAGCAACUCCGUCGCCAACCAGCUCUUCCGCCGCCAUCCGUUGCAUGUGUCGGUCAAGAUUGGGCAUCGCUCCAACACGUCGGUGACCAUCGAGUUCUUUUACCUCGUUCAUCUCAACAUGGUGACUUGCCGUCCUGUCAUUGACAACACUCGCAAAGAGUCUGGGUCCCGCGCUCUCAGCUCCAAGGUCUUGGCCGCGCUCUUCCCGGAUGACAUUGGUCGUGUCUCUCCCAACCCGAGCGCAGGCUUUUUCUUUGCGCGAUUCGGCGUAUCGGCGUCCUUCAACGAGUUGCUCCAUCCGUCCGAGUUUGCGUAUCGCUGGGCACAGUCGAUCUGCGGACUUGAAAGUGCCACAUUGCCCGUUGACGGUGCCGAUGCAGCUCAGUCUGACAGCAUUCAGUACCAGUCUGAUGCGCUGGAGACUGGCCUUGCGCAGGAAAUUUCUGCACGGCGUCACGUCAUGUCGGUGGUGGACACGAUUGCCAAUCGUUUGGGUGCGCGGCAGCAGCUCAUGACGCAGCUCUUCCAGCUCGACAGCGGCAAGCCAACCGACAACCUGCCGGUAACCUUCCCGCUCUUGGAGACCUCGCCCAGCAGCAGUAUUCCGCGCAUCAAGUCGACCAAUGUCACUGACUUUGAGGCAAUGAAGGCUCUGCGUCCCCGGUUGCGUCGAAAGACUCAAGGCGAGGCCUCGGCAACAAACCCUGUCGACGCGGAUGGCAACGAGCUUCAACCAGCUGAAGGCCGCGAUGAAGAUGAGGAUGGCUCUCGCGCCAUGGACACGGAGGAUUCUGACAGCGCUGCCGAGGCUUCUGUCGAUGCCCUGCCAGUCUGGGACGCCGACUCGACCUUGGCGUGUAUUUCUGCGAGCUUGCAGCAUGGAUCCGAAGUGCUGAAGGCGGUGAUUUGCCUGCCCGUGUCGUACCCGAUCAAGCCAAGCGUUGUGCGAGUCGGAUUGGUCGGGGCAAAGGUCACGGAGGCGUUGACAAGCGAUCCUUCGUCAGACUUGGCGCAGCAGAUUCUCGAUCUGGAACAUGUUCUCAACGUACAGCUGCCUUCUGCCCUGAGCUCGACACCCGGACAAUCAUUGAUGCUGUUUUCUGUCCAGAUUCGUGCACUUCAGGCUGCGCUUUUGAGCUACACGACAUCAAGUGGCCAGUCUCUCCAAGCGACGUUCAAUCAGUAGAUGGAAUUGUUGUUGUGAAUGCUCAACCCAAUACAUGUAGCCCGCUUUACCUUCA
Molecule: messenger RNA, 2434 nt
Organism: Capsaspora owczarzaki ATCC 30864
Lineage: Eukaryota; Filasterea; Ministeriida; Capsasporidae
Exons: 7
Coding region: 22-2379 (785 amino acids)
Biological process (GO): positive regulation of DNA-templated transcription, elongation; mRNA export from nucleus
Cellular component (GO): THO complex part of transcription export complex
Molecular function (GO): mRNA binding
Source: RefSeq, a predicted model, not a curated record